CCUUGACAGCGUCUCGAACAACUCUCGAUUGCACAACCACAAUCAUGGGUCGCGGUCCAAAGAAGCAUCAAAAGCGGUUGUCCGCUCCAUCGCACUGGCUUUUGGACAAAUUGUCCGGUGCCUAUGCGCCAAAGGCCUCGCCAGGUCCUCACAAGCUUCGUGACUGCAUGCCUCUGAUCGUGUUCAUCCGCAACCGCCUCAAGUACGCCCUGAACGGCCGCGAGGUCAAGCAGAUCGUCAUGCAGCGCCUUAUCAAGGUUGACGGCAAGGUCCGCACCGAUCCAACUUUCCCCGCCGGUUUCCAGGACGUUAUUAGCAUCGAGAAGACCGGCGAGAACUUCCGUCUCGUCUAUGACACCAAGGGACGCUUCGCCGUACACAGAAUCACUGCCGAGGAGGCCGAGUACAAGCUCGGCAAGGUCCGUCGCGUGCAGCUGGGCAAAGGCGGCAUCCCCUUCCUUGUGACGCAUGAUGCACGAACGAUCCGUUACCCAGACCCUAAGAUUAAGGUCAACGACACCGUCAAGAUCGACCUCGCAACGGGGAAGAUCACUGACUUCAUCGAAUUCGACACCGGCGUCAUUGUUAUGGUGACGGGCGGUCGUAACCAGGGCCGUGUGGGUGUCAUCACUCAUCGCGAGCGUCACGAUGGUGGCUUCAACAUUGUGCACAUCAAGGAUGCUGUUGACAAUGAAUUUGCUACUCGUGAAAGCAACGUCUUUGUUAUCGGUCGUGAGAAGCCAUGGAUCAGCCUGCCCAAGGGCAAGGGUGUCAAGCUCUCUAUUGCCGAAGAACGUGACCGCCGCAGGGCUUACGCUGCUGCUCAGCACUAAAGCAUUGCUACCGGCGUCUCGGGGAAAAGUCUCAUCAAAAUGGGCGUGGAUUCAUCAGCAAGUCGGUGAUGCGACCUUGCAUUGUGUGCUGCUACGAGUUUUAGGAAUCAUGUCGAAGUUGCUUACUACAUAGAUUAGUAAGCCAAAGACAAUGAACGUUCAAGAUGACCCUUGUGCACCAAACCAAACCUUUCGAUUUUAUUGUUUACAUGAGCAUUUCUACUUUUUGGCCUUUUCCAAAAUUGCAUCCAAACACCCCCCUGACCCUUGAUCCUAGUCAUCUUCGAUGUCGUCAUCCUCAAGCACCAGGCUUUCCAUCUUAUCUUUCACAGCGUCAGACUUGCUGACAGGUUUCUGUAUAAUAAACAUCUUGCGCCUCACAGGACCAAUUUCUUCA
This is a messenger RNA of Verruconis gallopava, 1230 nucleotides long. RefSeq names its product 40S ribosomal protein S4. The coding region runs from base 45 to 833 and encodes 262 amino acids. Gene Ontology annotation, molecular function: structural constituent of ribosome; RNA binding. NCBI's taxonomy places the organism in Eukaryota, Fungi, Ascomycota, Dothideomycetes, Venturiales, Sympoventuriaceae. The transcript has 4 exons. Gene Ontology annotation, biological process: translation. The record is from RefSeq and is a predicted model, not a curated record. Gene Ontology annotation, cellular component: ribosome; cytosolic small ribosomal subunit.